AUGAACUUUGGCGAGAUCUAUGCUUCAUCAAAAGAAUCCUACACCCUGGAGCUCCAGAACUGCAAGUUUAUAACCAAGUGUGUGGAUAAUGCGGCACAAAUCCAAAGGAAGAGGGACCCGCCAAAAUCGAAGUGUCCUGAGGCACAGCUGCCACGAGGCAAGGCUCGUGCAGCGCACCGUCUGAGAGCGCAAAGGAAGCCGCACUGCCGGCCUGUGCCAGCCAACAGCCGCAGUGAGGAGAGGAGGGUGGGUCGUCUCCUGUCAGCCUCCUCACAGCUCGUCCAGCAGCGCAGGCAGCAGCUGAAGGCAAGUCGGGCUUUCCUCUCACCUGUGGGGCAGGAGCCCCCGGCCCCUUCCAUCAUGAUUCUUUGGCUGUGGUUCUGCUUGGGCUUCUCCAUCUCGGCGUCGCAGCCCGACUCUGAGCUGAUGGCAAGGUACCUGGAAGAGAAGCUGUUGGCAGACUACAGCAUCAUGGAGCAAGUUGCACGCCGUGUUCCAAGGCAGGCCAAAUUUUUGCAGAGGCUGGAAACUAGGCCUCGGAUGUCUGAAUUCACUGUGAAAUCCACGAUCAUUUCUCGGUAUGCAUUCACCACGGUGUCAUGCACAAUGGUGAACAGUGGAUCUGAGGCUCGUGAAGCUGUGUUUGAGAUGCAGAUUCCAGCUGCAGCCUUCAUCUCCAACUUUACCAUGAGCAUUGGCAACAAGACUUACUAUGGAGAGGUCACAGGGAAAGAAAAGAAAAAUAGCAGUGAUGACCAAGCAAGGAACAAGAAACCUCCAAGCCCCACAGAUGGGAGGGACAAUGGCUAUGAGACAUUCAAAGCUUCUGUCUUCAUUCCUCGCAAGAUGCAGGCCAAGUUCCUACUGCAUUAUGAAGAGCUGUUGCAAAGGCGACUGGGAAAAUACGAGUACGCGGUCAGUAUUCGGCCCCAGCAGCUGGUGGGGAGGCUACGAGUAGAGGUGAACAUCCUGGAGAACUCAGGCAUAGUUUCACUGGAAGUGCCCCCCCUUCGAAACAGCAAGCAUAAAGGCAAUGGAAAAACUGAAGGUGAUGUUUCUCCUCCUCCUUCCACUGUAAUUGGACAUACCAAAACCUUAGCCAAAGUUACCUUCAAUCCCAGUGUUGUUGAGCAAACCAGGAUUGCCCGAAAUGGUAUUUUGGGAGACUUCAUAAUUAGAUAUGAUGUCAACAGGGAGCUGAGUAUUGGGGAUGUCCAGAUCCUUAAUGGGUAUUUCGUGCACUACUUCGCCCCUACAGAUCUUCCUCCACUGCCAAAGAAUGUUGUAUUUGUGCUUGACAGCAGUGCUUCCAUGGUGGGAACAAAACUGAAACAGACCAAAGAAGCUCUCUUCACAAUUCUCCAGGACCUCAGACCUGAAGACCACUUCAAUAUCAUUGGCUUUUCCAACCGAAUAAAGGUCUGGCAGAAGGACCGGCUGGUGCCAGUCACUCCAAAUAAUAUAAGAGAUGCCAAAAAGUACAUCCAUAACAUGUCGCCUACUGGAGGGACUAAUAUUAAUGGUGCUCUCCAGACUGGUGCAAAGCUGCUAAAUGAUUACAUUGCUCAGAAUGACAUUGAUGCCAGGAGUGUCUCUCUGAUCAUCUUCCUUACGGAUGGGAGGCCCACUGUCGGUGAAACACAAUCUUCCAAAAUCCUCAGCAACACCAAGGAUGCCAUCCAUGAUAAAUUCUGCCUCUUCACCAUUGGCAUUGGCAAUGAUGUGGACCAAAAGCUGCUGGAGAGGAUGGCACUGGAGAACUGUGGCAUGACAAGACAUUUCCAGGAGGAUGAGGAUGCAGCUAGCCAACUCAAAGGGUUCUAUGAUGAAAUAGGAACACCCCUUCUCUCUGACAUCCGUGUUGAUUAUCCUGAAGACAAUGUGGAACAAGUCACUCAGAACUUCUUCCCCAACUACUUCAAUGGCUCUGAAAUCAUAAUAGCUGGAAAACUCAUCAAUCGCACCUCAGAUAGUCUCCACGUGGAGGUGACUGCUAGCAACUCCAAGAAGUACAUCCUUCUCAAAACAGAUGUGGCUAUUGACCUGCCAAGCAGGAAUGACAUUAGAGGAGUCCCUGGCCUGGAAGAUGGUAAAGGUGAUAACAAUUACAUUGAGAGAGCAUGGAGUUAUCUCACCAUCAAGGAAUUACUUAACUCCAGGUUGAAGAGUGAUGACAAACAGGAAAAAGAGUAUUUGAUGGAGAAAGCCAAAUCAAUGGCCCUGGCUUAUAAUUUUGUUACUCCCUUCACUGUUCUGAAGAUGAAAGAGGCUGGGCUCCAUUCAGAACCUCCUCAAGAAGAGUUUAUCAACCCUUCUACUGAUGGCAUUGGUGAGAAGUUGCAGAGCUUACAGGGACAUAAAGCACCAUCAGGUACACGCCGACAGCAGAAUAAACAAAGAAUUAAAAUCUCCAAAACUUCAGCGGAUGGAGACCCUCACUUUGUCGUUGAUUUUCCCUCCAGCAAGCUCACGGUCUGCUUCAAUAUUGACGGCGAACCAGGGGACAUUCUCCGACUGGUCUCUGAUCAUAAGGAAUCUGGUAUAACUGUGAAUGGUCAGUUAAUUGGAGCUCCUGCACCACCCAAUGGCCACAAGAAACAUCGGACUUACUUCAGCACCAUCACUAUCCUCAGCAAUAAGCCAGAAAGAUCUUACCUAGAGAUCACACCCAAAAGAAUCAUCAUGGAUGAUGGGGAAAGACUUCUUCUGUCCUGUGGUCGGAGCGCUGUUGUGCGAAGCAGCAGCCUCGAGGUGUCCAUCUCUGCCAAUUCUAACAUCACGGUGACGAUAAGAGACACAAUCAGCUUUGUCAUCCUCAUCCACCAUUACAAGAAGCCAGCCCCAUAUCAGAGGAAUCACCUGGGGUUCUACAUCUCCAACAGUAAAGGCCUUUCCUCUGACUCCCAUGGGCUACUGGGUCAGUUCUUGAACAAUGAAGUUAAACUUCUUCAGGAAUCCCUAAACACAAGUCAUCAGCAGGUUGGUCAGAACCAAACAGAAGCAUUAAAUCCAAACCCUACAAACAUCCUGAAUGUGAAGGGCCGGCUUGUUCCUGUGGUGUGGAAGCAGAGGAGGAUCUACAAUGGCCAGAAGGAGGUUGACUGCUGGUUUGCCAAAAACAACGCAGACAAACUGAUUGAUGGGAGCUAUAAAGACUAUUUGGCUUCUCAUCCUUUUGACACAGGGACCAGCUUUGGGACAAUUGACAGCCUUUAAGGCUGAUCAUAGCAAUGCAUUACAGUGGCAUGUGACAGUGGUUCCCUUCUGAAGCCUCUAGAGCUAGGCAACUUCUGAAUAUUUCUUUAUUUUUUUGAUGCCAAAGAAACCAAGGCUUUCUGCCCUUGGAAAUCAGCUCUCUCUUCCAUGCUGGAUGAAUAUUGUUCAUCAAAUUCCUGGAGACAAGGAGGUUGGGGAGGGAAGGAUUCAGGGUGUGUUUGAAGUGCUCUCCCAGUGGGAAGGGAGGGAGAAAUGGGCCAACGCUAACAUCAAAUGGGGCAAAGAGAUGCUGGCCUUAAAAAUAAACCCAUGAAGGGCUCUGUGCUGUAGCCCCAGGGGUUGGUGAGUCACCCAGGAAAAGGUGCAAAUCAUACAGCACAGUGCCUAACUAGAGACAGCCUUGGGAGAUAUGCCUUGCCAAGAAAUGACUUGGAACACCUGCUUCAACCUUGGUCCCUGGAGAAGGAAGAGAGAGAGAGAAGUGAGUAGAUACUCAUCUUCAGUGACCUGUUAGCAUUAAAGAGGUAACAAAUGAAGACCUUUAGUCAAUGGGCCCACAACAAGGGAUUGCUUUCUUGUUUGUUGAGCUGGGGUCUGGAUUUGCAGCUAAAUAAGAUGUUCCUUGAAUCUCUAUGGACCCUUAAAACAGUGGUGAACACUGCAUGUAGUUUACUGCUGUCUCUCUCUGUGCACAGGCUGCACGUCUGGUCUUGAGCAGCAAGAGGAGUGGUGUAGGCUCCCAUUGCAGGUUUAGUGAUUUCUUGAGUCUUGACUCCAUCUGAGAAAAUUAAAUUCCUGCUGUGAGCUUCCAACAGACCUGUCACCUCCUUCAGCAGAGCAUAACUUCUGCUUAAUAGAGAUCUAGUUCUCCAUAUGGUGAUGAUGAACCAGCACCCUCAGCUUUUAUGACCCUGCAAAGCAGUAUCUUGAAAGUAGACUACACAUUUCUAGUUGCUUUUCUAAUCAAGGAAAAAUCUUUAUUUAUGCCAAAUUGUCAAAAUUUUUUUCAUCCCAGUUUCCCCUGGCUCCUUCUGUUUCCUUACACUACAGGAAUUUGUAUGCAGUAGGAAUUUGGCUGCAGGAGGUUACAGAAGGGCCUGCCAGCCACCCCCACUGCAGGUGGUGCUGCUCUGCAAAGAAACCUCCUAAGACAAACUGCAAGGCUGUGGUCUACUUUAAAGUGAGGCAUCACUGACUAAUGCUAUAGAUCAGUCACAAGGGAGUUUGCUUAGUAGAGAACUUGGCCAAAGAGGACUGCAACAAUGACAGAGACAUUUACAUGGCAAGGCCAAGUUGAGCUCAUGUAUACACUGCCUUUCCAGAACUGGAAGGAGAGUGGGUGUGGAAGCAUGUCCAGGAGCUAAAUGAUAGCCAUCUGUUAGGAGAAAAUAGAGUUGCUACAGAAAUAAGUUCAAUCAUGACUGAUUUUUUGCAUAUUUAAUUAAAUUGUAUUGUUGCUGUAGGAGAUCCAGCUGCUGUGGGUGCUGUGGUGGUUUUCCAGUUGCUUGAUCAUCUGGUUAGUACUGCUAGCACUGUGGCAGCAGAGUGGGUAACAAGCAUUGUUGCUUAUUCACACCCAUGUACUGUGGUGAAGAAGGAAACAGCCAAAAGCAAUCAGCUAGAUUUAAUUGCACUCUGGAAGAUCCAUAAAGAGAGCUAAGGCUCACACUUUGGAACAAAGAGAAAACAACUGCUUUAAGCCCAGAGAGCUUGAGAGAAUAAAAGGCAAAACUGUCAGCACAGUCCUAAGUAGGCAGUUACUAAAAAGCUUAAUGCUCUGCAGCACGGUCAUGGGCAAGAAGAGAAAAAGCGUCUGGAAAGUUGACUUCUGCUCAAGAAGAGAAUGGGAAGAUUUCAGCCCAUUUAUAAAUAACCUCCCCUUUUAGGAGCAGAGGGUGAACAGUCCAGGGUUUAGCAAGUGUCUUCUUUGUACUACCCUUACUAAAAACAUUUCUUUGACAUCUUUGCUGUCCUCCACCUUUUGCUGUUCAAGUGUAUUGUAGGGGGAGUGAAUGGCUUCAGCUCUCAUUUUUCCUGUAAGCAGGUAU
Messenger RNA from Dryobates pubescens (Downy woodpecker), 5264 nucleotides. RefSeq names its product inter-alpha-trypsin inhibitor heavy chain 5 (gene ITIH5). The transcript has 16 exons. Gene Ontology annotation, molecular function: serine-type endopeptidase inhibitor activity. NCBI's taxonomy places the organism in Eukaryota, Metazoa, Chordata, Aves, Piciformes, Picidae. The coding region runs from base 1 to 3216 and encodes 1071 amino acids. Gene Ontology annotation, biological process: hyaluronan metabolic process. The record is from RefSeq and is a predicted model, not a curated record.